UUAAACACUCCUGCACUUUUUGACAUAAUUGACGCGAUCGGACGACGUGUUUUGAAUUUGUAUGAUAUUGAACAAAAAAAUAAAAAUAAAGAUCUGAUUUCUAUUAAUUUAAUUAUUUAAUUUGUAAAUUAUAAUGAACUAUAACGCCAAUACCGGGCCACGUCCAGCCAAUUUUGGCAAAAAAGUAAAGCGAGUAAGCGACGUGAACGCAAUGGGAUACAGCUCCUACACCGCCCAAAAUCAGCCUCAAGGGGUCUAUCCCAAUCUACCGGCGAGCGCCGAUGUUCCCAUGCAAACCCCUAAUUUUCAACAAAGUUUUGGAAAUCAACAACAAUAUGAAGCCCAACAAUACUCUGGAGGAGCACCAUCUCCUGUGCCCAAUUUUAACCCAUCGGCCAUUCCAUCAGGCCAAUAUCCGCCCUCUUUCCCCAUGGCCGCUAAUUUGGCUGUCUUGGGACAACCUGUGGUUCAAGACAUGGCUAUGCAAUAUGGGCAACAGUUGGCCGGAGCAGGAAAAACUAUAAUAAAACAAGAAAUGGAAAAGUAUGUGCCAGUGAGUAAGUUAAAGUUUUACUUUGCUGUGGAUACCAGAUAUGUGAUUUCUAAAUUGGCAUUGUUGUUUUUUCCAUUUACACAUUCGGACUGGUCCGUAAAAUACGAACAAAACCACCCAGUACAACCGAGAUACGAAAUAAACGCGCCAGACCUGUACAUCCCCUCGAUGGCGUACAUCACAUACGUCCUGGUGGCCGGUCUGGUACUCGGAAUGCAAGACAAGUUCAGUCCCGAACAAAUCGGCAUCACCGCCUCGUCCGCGUUGGCCUGGUGCCUGAUCGAACUCGCCAUCUACAGCACCAUUUUGUACAUUUUACAAGUGGAAACGAGCCUAAAAACCCUCGAUUUGCUCGCGUAUAGCGGCUACAAGUUCGUCGGAACGAUCACGAGCAUUUUGGCGAGCGUGGUGGCGGGUCGGGCGGGUUUCUACGCGUCUCUGGUCUACGUCAACUUGGCGUUGGCCUUUUUCUUGGUGCGAAGUAUGAAGGUGCAAGUGCUCGCCGAACAGGGCACCAAGGAGCACGUUUACUACGGGGGCGGGGGACAGGGGCACAAGAGGCGGUUGUACUUUUUGCUGUUCGUCGUCGGGGUGCAGAGCGUCUUGAGCUGGUGGCUGAGUUUCCAUUUGGUGCCCCAGGUGGCGCUCGAGGUCGAUAGCGUGGGCCCCGCGACGUAAUUUCAGACGGACGCGACGUUGCUCUUUACGCCCUAUUUAAUUGACUAAUAGAUUCGUAUUGCAAACUAUUGUAACCUUAGGCGAUUUUUAUAUUUACUUAAUAUUUUAAUGCUAAAUAAAACCGCAUGUAUUUAUAUUUCUAUAA
This is a messenger RNA of Anthonomus grandis grandis, 1376 nucleotides long. It is a transcript of the gene Yif1, whose product is annotated as protein YIF1B. Gene Ontology annotation, cellular component: COPII-coated ER to Golgi transport vesicle; endoplasmic reticulum membrane; endoplasmic reticulum-Golgi intermediate compartment. The record is from RefSeq and is a predicted model, not a curated record. Gene Ontology annotation, biological process: endoplasmic reticulum to Golgi vesicle-mediated transport. NCBI's taxonomy places the organism in Eukaryota, Metazoa, Arthropoda, Insecta, Coleoptera, Curculionidae. The transcript has 5 exons. Bases 134 to 1231 code for a protein of 365 amino acids.